Messenger RNA from Megalobrama amblycephala (Wuchang bream), 2658 nucleotides. It is a transcript of the gene gas6, whose product is annotated as growth arrest-specific 6. NCBI's taxonomy places the organism in Eukaryota, Metazoa, Chordata, Actinopteri, Cypriniformes, Xenocyprididae. The coding region runs from base 177 to 2129 and encodes 650 amino acids. Gene Ontology annotation, molecular function: calcium ion binding. The record is from RefSeq and is a predicted model, not a curated record. The transcript has 15 exons. Gene Ontology annotation, cellular component: extracellular region.
AGAGAGAGAGAGAGAGAGAGAGAGAGAAACAGAGGAGCCGAAUACAGAGAGUGCUCAAGAGAGAGAGAGAGAAAGAGAGAGAGGCUGAAUGCGCCGCAGAGACGCUCGUGUUCGGGGUUGAAUGUGGCGGUUCAGUGCAGGAUUCUGAUCCAGAACGAGCGAAAGUUUGCCGCAGAAUGAACAUGAGAGAGUUCGUGUCGAGCUGCUGCUUCGUCCUGCUCUGCAUCGGCUGCUCCUCGCAAUUGUCCGUGUCGCCGAAGCAGGCGAACGAGUUUCUCCGCAGACACCGGAGGGCGAACCAGGUGUUCGAGGAGACCAAGCAGGGUCACCUGGAGAGGGAGUGUGUGGAGGAGAGAUGCACUAAAGAGGAGGCGAGAGAAGUGUUCGAGAAUGACCCUGAGACGGAUUAUUUCUACCCCAAGUAUCAGGCUUGUUUGGACAAAUUUGGAGGCUCUGAGAAGAAGAAAUCGGAUCUCAUCACCUGCGUCCACAACAUUCCAGACCAGUGUUCCCCGAACCCCUGCAAUCAUCUCGGGAUGGUGCGCUGCGAGGACAAAAAAGGCGGAUUCCAGUGUCACUGUUUCACUGGAUGGAGUGGCGUCAGGUGUGAGAAAGAUGUAGACGAGUGCAGCAAAGAGAACGGAGGCUGUGAGCACGAGUGUAACAACACCAUGGGAAGUUACCACUGCUCCUGUCGUGACGGAUACAGGCUCUCGGGUCACCACGCGUGUCUGGAUGUGGACGAGUGUGUGGAGACUCCAGAUGUGUGCGGAACCGCGCGCUGCUCCAACCUCGUCGGGAGCUACGACUGCCUAUGCGAGGAGGGCUACGUCUACGACAACAUCACCAAGAGCUGCGCAGACGUGGACGAGUGUGAGACGCGUGUGUGUGAGGAGGAGUGUGUGAACACAGCGGGAAGUUUCCGCUGCUACUGUGACGGACGGCAGGGGAAGAGACUGGGCCCAGAUUUCAGGAGCUGUGAGACCAUCGAGCUUCACCUGCCGCAUGACAUAAAGAGGAACUCGCGCUCGCUGUAUCUCGGACGCAUGUUCAGCGGGAUUCCUGUGGUCCGGCUGCGCUUCCGCCGCAGGGUCCAGACCGGAUUCACAGCAGAGUUUGACCUCAGGACCUACGACCCCGAGGGCGUGAUCUUCUUCGCUGGCGGCCACCUAAACAGCUCCUGGAUUGUUCUGGUGAUGCAUAAUGGGAAACUGGAGCUGCAGCUGAAAUACGGAGCCGUGAGUCGAGUGACGAGCAGUGGACCGCUGGUCAAUGACGGCCAGUGGCAUAAGAUCUCCGUGGAGGAGCAGGGGCGGAGCCUCGUCAUCAAGAUCGACAGGGAGGCGGUGAUGAAGAUCGCAGUGAACGGGGAUCUGUUCACGCUCAAUAAAGGCAUGCAUGAGCUCAACCUGACGGUGGGCGGCGUUCCCUUCAGAGACGACGGGCUGGUCAGCAGGAUUAACCCUCGACUGGACGGCUGUAUGAAGGACUGGCGCUGGUUAACUGGUGAGGACACGUCCAUUCAGGAAACCAUCCGGAACAACGAGCGCAUGCAGUGUUACGCCGUCGAGGACCACAGCGCCUUCUACCCCGGACACGGCUUCGCCUACUUCAACCAAAGCCACGGGGACGAUCAGAAGCUCCAUGUGCACAUGACUCUGCGUCCCGCCUCCUCUGUGGGCGUCCUGUUCGCUCUGGUUCGUCAGGACAGAGUCCCGUUCUCCAUCUCUCUGUCAGACUAUCAUCCCGGGACACUGGAGUGGACUGAGCACGUGCUGGUGUCGUUCGGUGACGUGGUGGUGGCCAGUGUCCCAGUGAACCUGUGUGACGGUCAGCAGCACACAGUGACCGUUAAUGUGUCCGGGAACAGCUCCAAACUGGAGGUGGACGGGCAGCUUGCUCAGAUGGAGCUGGUGGAGAAUGUAGACGCUCUGGAUCUGACGUCCUCAUACAGCACCUUUAUAGGAGGCAUCCCAGAUGUUUCGUUGGUGUCCACCCCAGUGUCGGCCUUCUUCACGGGCUGCAUGGACGUGCAGAUCAACGAUCAGCUGCUGGACGUGGACGAGGCCCAACACAAGCACAACGACAUCCGCUCUCACUCCUGCCCUCUGGUGGGCGCGCAGCAAUAACAGCCGGACGUCGCGUCAGACUCCUUCAAAGUGCUUCCGACUGCUGGAGGACGUUUAAUCAGGAUCCGCUCGACCGAUCCACGAAGGUCAAGCCCGAGAUCCUCGCCACACUCGCGUCACGCACAUAUAGCACAGCCAGAGACGCGUCCACACUGUAUCGAUGUAUUAUUACUCACUGACACGCUUACAUUAGACCAAUCGAACACAAGCUACUGAGAGUGUGCUGUAAAAUACUGUACCUGUACAUACGCCACUGUAAAAUGCUUUAGAGGAGGACGACUAAAAACAGCCAACGACCUUCACGCUCAUCAAUAAAGGCCUUCCGGCCUCGAUGUAGGUGCUCAACUUCAUCUUCAUCUUCAUCUUCAUGGUUUCAUUCAGUGGUUUGAGUUGGAGUUUUUCUAGUUCCUCGUUUGAGUUUUUUAAUCUUGUUUUUAUUGUUAAUGUUGUUUUGUAUUUCGUUCAUGUUUGCUCUGUGUGUGAGACUGAAACGCUUGUUGAAAACAAAUAAAGGCGGAUGUUGUUAUUA